AGUUUUAAUGGAGUCUCCAUCACUGCCGCAAUUCCUUUCUCAUUUCCUCUCUUUUCGGAUAUUCCUUUCUCUCUCUUUCUCUACAAAAUCUCACUUUUUCUCUUCGUAGCUUGCCAUUUCCAAUCUAUUUUUAUACCAAACCCACUAGAAUCGAUCGAGAAAUCUCAUUUCUAGCAGCUUAAAUACCUCAGAAUCCGCUUCAAAACAGGGACUCACUUCAGAUCUGGAAAAAUCGUCAGAAACUGACCUAGGAGGAGGAUUUCAGGGAUUUUUUUGCUAGAUUUGAGGUGUUUGGUUGAGUUUUCAGGAUUUUGUAGCAGAAAUGCUGCAGAAUCGACUGUGAUACAGUAACUUCGCUGCAGAUCUGGGGAAAAUCGGUCGGUUCAGAGAAAGGUGUUGGAAGAGGAUUUUAGGGUUUUUCUUUUUGUUGUUAGGUUUGAGGUAUUGAGUGGAGAUUUUUGGAUUUUGGAGGAUCCAGUGGCAUUCCGGCGCAGUGAUUUUUGAGGAUGCUUGAUGGUGGAUCUGAUGUUUUUGGUUUUGGUAGAAUGAAGAGGAGGAAGGCUUGAGGGUUUUGAAGACAGUUUGUUGUCUCCGGGAUUUGAUGAUGGCUACCGUGCAGAAACUGCCGGUCUCAAGCUUGAGUACGGGGGUGAGCAGUUAUGAACCGUCGGGAGCAGAUGGAGCUGUUUCAGAUCAGUUUCCGGCUGGGCUGAGAGUUCUUGUCGUGGACGAUGAUACAACGUGUUUGAGGAUUCUCGAGCAGAUGCUUCAGAAAUGCCUGUAUCAUGUUACAACUUGCUCCCAAGCUACGCUUGCCCUGUCGCUUCUUCGGGAGAGGAAGGGAGGUUUUGAUGUGGUAAUAAGUGAUGUUUAUAUGCCUGACAUGGAUGGAUUUAAACUCCUAGAACUUCUUGGGUUGGAAAUGGAUCUGCCUGUUAUCAUGAUGUCUGCAGAUGGGAGAACCAGUGCAGUGAUGAGAGGGAUCAAACAUGGGGCCUGUGAUUAUUUGAUUAAGCCAAUACGCAUAGAAGAACUGAAGAACAUAUGGCAGCAUGUUAUCAGAAAAAAAUGGAAUGAGAAUAAAGAACACGAACACUCGGGUAGUGUUGAAGACACUGAACGGCAUAGGCGAGUGGGUGAUGAAGCUGAAUAUGCUUCCUCUGUUAAUGAAGGGACAGAUGGCAGUUGGAAAGUUCAAAAAAAGAGGAGAGAGGCUAAAGAAGACGAUGAUGAUGGUGAGCUUGAUAAUGACGAUCCUUCUACGUCGAAGAAACCACGUGUGGUGUGGUCAGUAGAGCUCCAUCAGCAGUUUGUCAGUGCUGUAAACCAACUCGGAAUUGACAAGGCUGUUCCCAAGAGAAUACUUGAACUGAUGAAUGUUCAAGGACUCACCAGAGAGAAUGUAGCAAGCCAUUUGCAGAAAUUCAGACUCUAUUUGAAGAGACUAAGUGGAGUAGCUCAACACCAGGGUGGAAUUCCUAGCCCCUUCUGUGGGCCCAUGGAACCAAAUGCGAAACUGGGUUCACUAGGCAGGCUCGAUCUCCAAGCUUUAGCUGCCUCGGGCCAAAUUCCUCCACAAGCACUAGCUGCCCUGCAAGCCGAGCUCUUUGGCCGACCUACAAGCAGCAUGGUGUUGCCAGGAAUGGACCAGCCGGUCCUUCUACAAGCAUCUCUACAAGGUCCCAAGUGCAUUCCCAUUGAACGUGGGGUGGCAUUUGGUCAGCCUCUGCUAAAAUGCCAGUCCAACACAACCAAGCAAUUUCCUCAACCCAACCUAUCCGCUGAGGAUAUUUCUUCCGCAUUCACAACAUGGCCGCCUAAUCACCUUGGUACAGCAGGCCCUACUGGCAACAUUGGAGGGUUAAAUGUUCAGAACAGUGACAUGCUGGCACAGAUACUGCAGCAGCAGCCCCUGUUGCCGGAAGCCAGCCACACUAUCAAUGUUCAACCCUCGUGCCUCGUGGUCCCCUCUCAGUCAUCAAAUGGUUUCCAAGCAGGAAACCAUCCUGUUUCCAUUAAUCAAAACUCCAGCUUUAGCAGCAGUACUGUUGUCGAUUACAGCCUACUUCCAUCUCAAUCAAGUAGUGCAUCAUUAGGUGUCAGACAACUCCCAGAUGAUGACUUCAAGAUUGCAGGUGUGCUUAGUGGCUACUCAAUCCCAGGGGUAUCAAUUUCACCAUCAAUGUCUUCUUGCUCAGUCCCUCCUGAGAGCCGCACAGGUUGGCAGGUGCAGAAUGCUGCCAUGAAAGUCAUUCCUGCUACAAGAAUGCCAGGGCUUGUUCCCAAUGUUUGUGAGAUUCCAGGUUCUUAUGGCGCAAGAACGGGCACAUUGUCUGAUCAAGGACCGGGGAGGAAUCUUGGUUUUGUUGGUAAAGGAACCUCUAUUCCCAGCCGUUUCGCAGUUGAUGACAUUGAAGCACCUUCAGGUGAUCUCGGCCACAAUAGAGGAUAUGUGGACAGUGCUGAAGAUAGAGUAAAACAAGAGCACAAUGUGGAGUUUAUAGAGAGGGCAAAAGUGAGCAUUCCAGCGCUACAAUGCUAUUCUUCAAAUGAUCUCAUGGGCGUUCUCUCCAAAUAGAAUCAUCCGCCUGACAUUCCGCACUCCUACCUCAGGAUGGACAAGUGUCGUUAAAUUAGGAAGCUGAAAUGGGAAGAGCAUCCAUGUGAAGUAUGUGUAUUAUUAUUCUAAGUUCUCUGGAAUAUUCAUCCUGCUGGGCCUUAUGGCUGUUUCUGGAAUUGGAAUUUCUCCUCACCACCCCCUCCUAAACAACCCUGGAGGUAUGUGCACCUAGAUUUCUCUGCUUUUAGGAUUUGAUAAAAGAAGAGGGAAAAAAGCGAGAAUUAUAUUGUAUGAUGGUAGCUUGUGAUGCUGGGGCAUGUCUUAUUUACAGCCCUGAUAAGUCUCGCUGUGAAAAAUAAUAUGUUUUAGUUUUAGAUUCUGUUCUGAUCUCAGCAAGGUAUUCUCUUAUGAUAUUUUA
Magnolia sinica is the source of this 2978-nucleotide messenger RNA. Its product is annotated as two-component response regulator ORR21-like. NCBI's taxonomy places the organism in Eukaryota, Viridiplantae, Streptophyta, Magnoliopsida, Magnoliales, Magnoliaceae. The record is from RefSeq and is a predicted model, not a curated record. The transcript is spliced from 6 exons. Bases 602 to 2578 code for a protein of 658 amino acids. Gene Ontology annotation, biological process: phosphorelay signal transduction system; cytokinin-activated signaling pathway. Gene Ontology annotation, molecular function: DNA binding.